Molecule: messenger RNA, 720 nt
Organism: Botrytis fragariae
Lineage: Eukaryota; Fungi; Ascomycota; Leotiomycetes; Helotiales; Sclerotiniaceae
Exons: 3
Coding region: 1-720 (239 amino acids)
Source: RefSeq, a predicted model, not a curated record
AUGAAAACGAUCCUGGAUCCCCGAUUUCCCUCUGAGGAAUACGAGGAGUACGACGAAAAACCAAGACACGACUUUUUCCCCAUGAAACACGGUAUUGCACGAAGGCAGAAUCUCGAAAGUCCAUGGGAUCUUGAAAAGAAUAUCCGAAGAAAUUCAUGGGACGGAACAUUAAAGCCAGCAUCCGGGUUCGAAGAAGUCACGUCAUCGGACCUGGAAGGGAAGAUGUGUGAGAAGUGCGAAAGAAACAAAAGAAUUGCGUAUAGUUGGAAUCCUGCUUUUCUUUGUCUUCCGUGGCUUGAAUGGAUGUAUCCCAUCGGUUUUGUGGUUAUAUUUGUUUUUUCACUCGUGGUGAUGACUGUGUCGGAUGCAAACGAGAUAAAGGGACCAAAUCCAAGUGAAGACAUAUCAAAGACACCAUUGGCAGGAAUGACUCAUAUUGAUUCCUUCGAUCUCAGACACGCUGAUCUAAACGCAACGAUGCCUUGGUUAUGUACCAAACUUCAGUCCAUGCGACACCACAAAGGCUGUUAUGAUAUUACAUGGUUAUUUGGGAGCUACGCUGGAUGGAGCUUUCUAGCCUAUUGCUGGAUGCAUUUCAGUGCGAUAAGCUUCAGUAUUGUGGGGGCAUCAUGCCUUUUAUACGCAGUGAUCUGGCAUCAUAGUGAUAACAAGAAAGGAAGAGGUGAAUUUAGUUCCGAAAAGACAGGAUUAUUUGUCUAA